GUCACAGUCCCGCCUGGUGCUGCCACAGAAGCGAUGGUACGCCUGGAGGAAGCCGUGCAAGCUGAAAAAGAGGCUGCUUUCCACGAAUUCCAGGAGCAACUCUAUAGUCGGGAAUUUCGAGAUGCCAGUGGGAAGGGAAGCACCGAGCCCAACCCGACCACCGACCAGCCACAUGGUGACCACGCGGCUACCGAGAUGGAAGGCAGUGGACCUGGCAGGGCUCCGAAGGAGCUUGUGGAUAUGCCCUUGAAGCAUCACAUUUGCUUGGCAGAUUGCUUGAGCGGAACGUGUUGGAAGUAUACAAGUUCUUGAAACCGCGGAAGUUGAAAAUCUUGGUGCGAGUACACACCCGAACCAUAGUAGGUAGAUGAACAUCCGCCCGUAGGCUAUUUUUAUCUAUUCUGUUUUCUUUGGCUGCUCACUGCACCUGAGUGCUGGACGUUGCCCUAUCAGCAAGUAUAUGUGUAAAAAUUGAGUUACACAUUUUUGAACUGCAACUAAUGAAUCGUGCAGCUUUGGGUUUUCGACUUCGUGUGGCGGGCUGCAUUCUGCACUUUGCACGCGCCAAUUCUUCUCCAGUUUGGCUGACAAAGAUCAGCACCCACCUCUGAGAGGUUGGUAUGAGAAGUCUAAGAGAGACAUUUCAGCAGAUGUGCAG
Durusdinium trenchii is the source of this 658-nucleotide messenger RNA. NCBI's taxonomy places the organism in Eukaryota, Dinophyceae, Suessiales, Symbiodiniaceae. The record is from the annotation of a GenBank genome assembly.